AUCGUCGGUGACGAGCGAGUUGCUACGAGCGUCGACGAGCGUGUACGAGCUUGCGGCUCGCACUCGCGCACGCUUUCGUAUCGCGCGCGCCGGCUCUUAGAAAGUCCGCAGUUACAAUCUUCCCCGAGUAACUUUGCUUCGGUCCGCGAUCCUCUUCGUCCAUUCGCGGUCGCCUCGAUCCGAGUAUUCGCAGUUUACCUCGUUUCGUAAGAUCGGAAGUUCCGCGAUCCGAUCGGAUCCGAUCCGAGCCGAACCGAUCGCGAUGCGCGCCGCGUUGUUCUCGGAAUGAUCGACGAACGAACGACCGUCGAUCGUGGAUCGUACAUCGAACGAGAUUCGAAGCAGUUCCGAGGAGUAUUUUCCCGUUCUUUCCGUUCGUUUCUCGGAGACCGAACCGGUAACGAACUUGUGCGGAACCGGCGAAAGUUGUCGAGAUGACGCUCGUAACGAACGCGGUGUCGUACGCGUGUCAAGCUGCUGGCAGACCGUCCUACGACGCUUUCCGACAUCAUCAGCUGCAGCUGAGACAGCAGCCGAACCACGGUCACCGGUACCAUGACCGAUUCCACCAACACCGACAUCACCAUCGCUACCAUCAUCACCGGCGUCGACGCGUCUACGCCUCCGACGAGAGUCCGACGAUCGACUACCUGCAGGAGUACAUGUCCGAGAGAACCCUAGGCCAGGGGGAUGCCAGAAGCAUCGUCGAGACGGCGGAGAACGUCUCGACACUAGAGUCAACGAGCUCGCAGCGCUACCGAUACGAGCAUCGUCUCGGGUCGCAGUCGUCUCCGUAUGCCUUGGACUCCGACGACGGAUCGUCGGUGGCGUCCGCGGAUGCCUCCGUCGAUUUCGAGUCGGUCUCGAUCGAGGCAGAGGAGAGCAACGAAGCGAACGAAUCGAACGAGCCGAAACGAUCCGGCGAGGCGACACAGAGGGGCCACGAAACGAACGAGAAGAAUGAGAAGAACGAGAGGAACGAAACGGAGCACGUGCCGCAUCCCCACGCUGCGUUGGACGCCGCAACCUCGAGCCACGGACCUCGCAGAUGCCUCCUCUGGGCCUGCAAAGCUUGCAAAAAGAAAACCGUCACCGUGGACCGUAGAAAAGCGGCUACGCUGCGGGAAAGAAGGCGUUUGAGGAAGGUGAACGAGGCGUUCGAGGUUCUGAAGAGGAGGACGAGCAACAAUCCGAACCAGCGGCUGCCGAAGGUGGAGAUCCUGCGGAACGCGAUCGAGUAUAUCGAGGGCCUGGAAGCGUUGCUGCAGGCGAACGGAAGCUCGGGAACGCAGGAUCACCACGGGUUCGCCGAGAACGCGGGCGCGGACUCGCCGCGAUACGUCACGGAGAGGCUCAGGCAGUUCUCGGAUCCCCUGGCAAGAUUUCAGCCUAUCAACGGAUUCGAGCAAACGGAGCUGCAUCCCGCCCAGGUCACCGGAAGCAGCUUGGACCGUCUGAACAUGAUCGUGCAGAGCAUCAACGAUCCGUCGCGUCCGAUCGCCGAGCCCCACCAACAUUCUUGCCACCACUGAGAAACCAGGAAGACAGUAUCGAAGAUCCAUCGAAGGACUGUUCUGGAUCUCGCCGCCGGAUUCGCCGACUGGAUAUCAAGUUCCUAGACCUGAGCCCCGACGAAAUCUCUUCGACGUUCGAUUCGUACGAAUCUCGUUACCUCGCCGAACUACUUUCGGUCCCUCCGGAGACCUGGCCCGGUUCUCUCGGGAGAAACGUCGCGGGUCAAAUCGCGCGUUACGAGCGAGAAGUUAUCUCCCGCGAACGAGCGGGAAGAUCCCACCAUCGCAUUUUAUGAUUCGACCGCGUGUCACGUGCACACUGCCCGCCAAUAGUUACGGAUCCCGCGUUCCUGAUCAACGAAGCGAGAGAACAAGCUUUGUCUCGUCUUCUUUCUGGAGUAAAUAUCCGCCUUGAAGAAAUCUGGCCCGUAUUUUUGGCCGGCGGUGAACGCGUGCACGUAUAUAUUGGAUUGUCCGAAAAGUUCGUGCCGAUUUUCGGUAGCUAGCAUGAGAGACCUGACUGAAUAUAUCACAAUUAUUGAAAACAAAUG
Megalopta genalis is the source of this 2065-nucleotide messenger RNA. It is a transcript of the gene nau, whose product is annotated as myogenic-determination protein nautilus. Gene Ontology annotation, molecular function: RNA polymerase II cis-regulatory region sequence-specific DNA binding; DNA-binding transcription factor activity, RNA polymerase II-specific; protein dimerization activity. The record is from RefSeq and is a predicted model, not a curated record. Gene Ontology annotation, biological process: muscle organ development; regulation of transcription by RNA polymerase II; positive regulation of myoblast differentiation. Lineage: Eukaryota; Metazoa; Arthropoda; Insecta; Hymenoptera; Halictidae.